Phragmites australis (common reed) is the source of this 1216-nucleotide messenger RNA. RefSeq lists its product as uncharacterized. The coding region runs from base 342 to 938 and encodes 198 amino acids. The record is from RefSeq and is a predicted model, not a curated record. NCBI's taxonomy places the organism in Eukaryota, Viridiplantae, Streptophyta, Magnoliopsida, Poales, Poaceae. Gene Ontology annotation, molecular function: metal ion binding. The transcript has 2 exons.
AAGAUUGGACCAACAUGCAUUGGAUUGACAUGAUGUGCCCAGUGGGCGCUAGAAAACGAGUGGCGCCAAGUGCAUGGAAGCAGCCGAGUCUUCUUGUCUAGCGCGUCAACCACGCAAAGGAUGGCGUUGACUGACCAAGACUUCCAACGCGGCCGCUGCAUGCGCGAAUCUUCAGAUUCUAGCUUCAGCUCCGCCUCCGCUCUAUAAAAUCACCUGCGACUGCGAGACAUCACCACAUCACUCACUGUCUCGCUUCCUUCCACUCGGUCGGUCAAGUAGCUGUAGCUCUGCUCACUCCGCUACUAGCUAGUGUCGCCACUGCCCACCACCGACCAAUCGGGAUGGGGAAGAAGAGCGGCCGCAACGGCAGGGACAAGGAGGAGGAGGGCGCCAAGGCGAGGGCAUUCGUGCUCAAGGUGGCCAUGCAUUGCCACUGCAACGGCUGCAUCGACAAGAUCCGCGGCGCCGUCAAGGGCCUCGCCCUCCUCCCUGGCAUUGAGGCGGUGGACCAGUCGGCGUUGGAGAGCAAGGGCGAGGUGAAGCUGGUGGCCAAGGCCGACCCCGAGAAGCUCCGCCAGCGCCUGCGCAAGGCCACCCGCAAGCACGUUGACCUCAUCCUGCCCAAGGAGACCAAGACCGACAAGGCGGACAAGGACGCCGCAGCAGCCGCGGCGCAGGCGCUGCUCCCCAACAGCCUGCAGGCGCAGUACGGCGGGCAGGGCGCGUGGGCGAACCAGCUGCUGCCCGGCGCCGGCGGCUGGAACACUCGCCUGGGCUACGGGUACGGGACCGCGGGGGCGGCGCAGGCGUACCCGUGGGCCGCGCAGCAGCCGGACCCCUACUCCGCGGCUUACACUGCUGCUGGUGGUGCUUGGGGCGCGUACGCGUACCCACCAGUUCAUGGCCAUGGCGGCGCAUGGCACGCCCAUGGCUACUGAUCGUCGGUGCUGACCGCGUGCAACUGAGCCAGAGAUGAUUCCACUAGUUCACCACUUGUCUGCUCUUAGUGGGGUUAAUCUAGUUGUUCUAGUACUGAGCAUGUCGGUGCUUCUAGUUAAUGUUUUUGUGCUCCGUAACGUAAGACUGGAACAGUAGUCUGGUACUGCUUGUGUUUUUGUCUGCUGCUCUGUGAUAUUCUGCACCUCACCGGUGAAGAGUAACUAGUAUAGUAGUAUACUAGUAUGUCGCAACAUGUAAGAAACUUUUACUUUAAUCU